This is a messenger RNA of Hordeum vulgare subsp. vulgare (domesticated barley), 2816 nucleotides long. Its product is annotated as wall-associated receptor kinase 2-like. Gene Ontology annotation, cellular component: plasma membrane. Lineage: Eukaryota; Viridiplantae; Streptophyta; Magnoliopsida; Poales; Poaceae. The transcript is spliced from 2 exons. The coding region runs from base 116 to 2386 and encodes 756 amino acids. Gene Ontology annotation, molecular function: polysaccharide binding; ATP binding; protein serine/threonine kinase activity. Gene Ontology annotation, biological process: protein phosphorylation; cell surface receptor signaling pathway. The record is from RefSeq and is a predicted model, not a curated record.
AGGCGUGAACAAUGAUGCAUGACCUGUUUGGUCAAGCGAGAGGAUCAAUGAUAUGUACUACUCGUACUAUAUAGGUGGGCGGAUCGGUGGUAUGUACGCCCGCAGAUGAUAGAAGAUGGCGAUGCAGGCGGCAUCGUUGACGGCGUUGCUCUUGCAGCUCUGCUUCUCGGCGACGGCAGUGGCUCGGGUCACCGGAGCUGCACCGGGCUGUCCGACCAUCUGCGCUGGCGUGAGCGUGCCGUACCCAUUCGGCAUCGGGGAAGGGUGUUACUUGCUGGGCUUCAAGCUCACCUGCGACCGGGCGCUCGGCCGAGAGCGCCUGCUCAUCGGCGGCGCCGGAGGCACCCUCGAGGUCGUUGAGAUCUCCCUGGCCAACUCCACGGUGCGCGUCAUGGACACCGCUGGCGCCGUGAAGCUCACUGUCGGCGGCAGCGGCACUAGCCUUGACAGGCUCGCGUCCAGCGGCGAGUGGAGCGGGCUCGGAGACGACGCCAUCGCCGGCCCGUUCGUGGUGUCGGGGACGCGCAACCGGUUCGUGGUCACGGGGUGCAACCAGCAGGCCGCGCUGUUCGGGGCAAUCGCCAACGUCAUCGUCGGCUGCUCCGCCUUCUGCCCCGUCACCGACAUGUCUAGGAGCACGAUCUCCUCCGAGGAGGUCGCCGCGUGCGGCGGUGUGGGCUGCUGCCAGACGCCCAUCCCCAUCGGCCGCCCUUCCUACAGAGUGCAGCUCGCGGGGCUGGAACUGAGCCAGGAGAGGUACCAACAGCUGCCCAUCGCGGUGCGCAUCGCCGAGACUGGCUGGUUCGAGGACCACUCCGCCGGGCUGCUCAACAAGUCGCUCCUGGACUCCUCGGAGUGGGCGAUCCCCGUGGUGCUGGAGUGGGCGAUGAACUCCAAUCGGCUCGAGCAAGUACAGGAUACAGCGACGGGCUGCCCGCAGAAUAAGGCGGUCACUGAGUGUCGGAGCAGCUUCAGCUCAUGCCUCAACGUCAGCAACCACUACCGCACUGGCUACGUGUGCCAGUGCGGGAAAGGGUACCAGGGCAACCCGUAUCUUGCCGGCGGAUGCCAAGACGUCGACGAGUGCAAGCUGCCCGGCAUGUGCUUCGGCGUGUGCACCAAUAGGCCCGGAGGGUACGAAUGCCGGUGCCCGUCCGGGUCCCGUGGCAAUCCCAGAGAUCGCUGCAUCAAAUCUUCCCUAGGUUUGAGUAUCAGCAUAGGAAUCGGCAGUGGUGCUGGCCUUCUUUUCCUAGUACUUGGUGCCAUUUUUGUGAUCCGGAAGCUCAAGCAGCAGAGGGUAAAAGUACUGAAGAGGAAAUUUUUCAGGCAAAACAGGGGACAUCUGCUGCAGCAAUUGGUGUCGCAAAAGGCAGACAUCGCUGAGAGGAUGAUCAUCCCGUUGGUGGAGCUGGAGAAGACCACCAACAACUUCGACAAAGCUCGAGAGAUCGGCGGUGGAGGGCACGGCACGGUGUACAAAGGGAUCAUGUCAGACCUGCACGUUGUGGCCAUCAAGAAGUCCAAGGUUGUGGUCCAGAGGGAGAUCAACGAGUUCAUCAACGAGGUAGCCAUCCUCUCGCAGAUCAACCAUCGAAAUGUGGUGAAGCUCUAUGGGUGCUGCCUCGAGAUAGAGGUGCCGCUGUUGGUGUAUGAGUUCAUCUCCAACUGGACCCUUUAUGAUCAUCUUCAUGUGGAAGAGCCUGAAGUAUCGUUGCCAUGGGUGGAGCGCCUGAGAAUUGCCACGGAGACUGCGAGAGCAUUCGCUUACCUUCACUCAGCCGUGUCAAUCCCUAUAGUCCACAGAGAUAUCAAAUCUCAGAACAUCCUAUUAGAUGGCACUCUCAUAGCAAAGGUGUCAGACUUUGGAGCAUCAAGGUGUAUUCCGAUCGAUGAAACAGGGGACACAACUGCCAUCCAAGGGACAUUCGGGUACCUAGACCCCAUGUACUACUACUCCGGAAAACUCACCAAGAAGAGUGAUGUUUAUUGCUUUGGCGUUCUCCUCAUGGAGCUGCUUACCAGGAAAAAACCGUGCUCAUACCGAUCAUCUGAGGAGAAAAGCCUUGUUGCAUAUUUCACCGCUUUGCUCGCAACGGGCGACCUCGCUAGUUUGUUAGAUCCCCAGGUUGUAUUGGAAGGAGACAAGAUAGUUGAAGAGGUUGCUCUAUUGGCAGCGGCAUGCGUGAGGAUGGAAGGGGGCCACCGACCAACCAUGAGGCAAGUGGAGAUGACACUCGAGAACCUUCGAGUACCCCAUGAAAGUGUCGUGAUGUCUGAUAUGGAUGCACCAAGUUGUGCAAUGAUCGAGGGUGGAAGGACGGAGGAGGUCAGCAGACAAUAUAGCCAAGAAGAAGAAUAUUUGUUGUCAUCAAGAUACCCAAGGUAGUGUUUGUCUGUGAUAUGCACAUGGAUCAAAUGGCUUGUAAGCUUUAUGUUUAUUUCCUUUUCUUUUAAGAAACAGCGAGGCUCAUAUACAUCAAGGAAGACGAGUAGGAGUACUAGUACUACAUGCCUUCACAUAAAUAAAAGUACUCCGCUCGUCUCGGUUUAUAAAAUAUCUUAUGAAAAUCAAAAAAGAAACGAGAUAAAAGUUAAUGCACCGUGUCUUUGUCUUUUUAUAUUAUUUGGUUUUCGUAAAGUGACUUAUAAACCAAGACGAAAGGAGUAGUACUACAUGCCUUCACAUAAGUAGGAAGUAGUACUACAUGCCUUCACAUAAGUAGAAGUAGUAGUAUUUAUUGGUUGGCAACGAUAAGGUUGCUCGUAAUGAAAGUAUCAUAUGUAGUAUUAUGCAUGUUAACUAGUUAAUUUUGAUG